AUGGAAAAGAACGAUGAUCCUUCAUCAGCUGUCGAUCAGAUCUCUCCACCAAGCUGGACAUUCAGAAUGACGGUCUUUACCACAUUUGUUGCUGCGGCGGCGGCUGGCAUGGUUGCUGUUUCACAGGCAUCACCAGUAUCGGAUUCAACACCAGCCGUCAGUGUGUCAAAUGCGAAGUCGUCUUUGACACUCAUCUACCAGAACAACCUGAACGGGUCGGACGACAAGAACCACAUCGGUGCCAUUAUCCUCGACCCAGUCGCUCAAGCCAACGCAGCUGCAGCUUGCGCCUCUCUCAAUGAGAAGCUUAUUUCCAAGGCUACGCUUCAGAAGUACCAGGCAGACUUCAACGACGCUCUUUCCUACCAAGAUUACGCCAAAUACACGGAUGCCGAGCGAGGGUACUACAUCGAUAGCGGUGUGGUAUCAGUUGGCAACCGAGUAAGCUACUCGUCCUCUUCGGGAUCUCACAAGCAAUUGCCAGUGUUGUGCACCCAGUCGGCAAACAACGGGUCGUCGAGCGCUGGGCCUGUCACUGGCAGCACUGUCUCGGUAGCAUCUGGUGGAAAUACUUUUGUCGGCUAUCGCAACCAGAAGUCCUUCAGGUUCCUUGGCAUCCCGUAUGCCGAUACACCUACACGUUUCCAAUACUCGUCGCUUUACUCCAAAAAGGGGCAGACGAUACAAGCUACCAAGUACGGCUCGCAAUGUGCCCAGGGUGGUGGUGGAAGCGAGGACUGUCUUUUCCUGAACAUCCAAACACCAUACAUCCCCAAGGCAGGAUCGAAAAAGCAACUCCGGCCCGUCUUAUUCUGGAUCCAUGGUGGCGGCUUUACUGGAGGAAGCGGUGCCGACGCACUCUCUGAUGGUGGAAACCUUGCAAGCAAGGAAGACCUCGUCGUUGUCAACAUCAACUACCGUCUUUCAACGCUUGGCUUCCUGGCCAUUCCUGGAACGGACAUCAAGGGCAACUUUGGAAUUGCUGACCAGAUCACAGCACUGGACUGGACCAUCGCAAACAUUGCUGCCUUUGGUGGUGACCCAAAGAAGAUUACUAUUGCUGGAGAGUCUGCUGGAGCUGGCUCAGUCCGCACACUAUUGGGAUCUCCCGAAGCUAUUGGAAAAUACCAAGGCGCAAUUGCCAUGUCUAAUCUUGGAGGAGGUGUGACUCUUGGUUUGGACGGCGACUAUGGAACAACAUACUCGACCUACUACACGAUCAAUCAGAGCUACACUGUCGCCGGACCUCAGAUAUUCGCUGCUGCCGGCUGCAAUGGCACUGAUGUGUCAGCUCAGAUUGCUUGUCUCGAUAAAGUUCCCGCUGCACAGCUAGUUGGCUUCAACACUGUUGCUCGUUAUGUUGUCCAAGACGGUACCUAUGUAAACACGCCCAAUCUCAUCCUCUCCACCCGUAACGCCAGUACUGCGCAUAUCCCUGUCAUCUUUGGUAUCAUCGUCAACGACGGUGCUUCCUUCUCCACAUACCCCAAGAGCCCCAUCUCAAACCACUCUCAAGGAUUACAAGAAGCGCUUGGUAUCAACAGCACAUGGGCAGAGCGUAUCAUCCAGUCGGGUCUUUUCCCCUUGACCAACACCGGCAAUCUGACACUCGACUCAUUCAACGUCUCUCAGCGGGUUGCCACAGACAAGACAUUCCGUUGCGUCGACCAAUCCACCGUUUAUUCUGGAGUGCAAUCGCAUGCCUUCCAGAAAGCAUACUACUAUCAGUUCCAACGCUCCAUCGAUGGCUACGAUCCCAACAACCUAGGUGGGCCUGCCAACGAUGAUCCCAAGAACCCUUACUUCCGUUUCCAUGGUGCAGAUAUGCCUUGGCUGUUUGGCACUUUGAACCGUAUUCGCGACCCAGAGGAUCUGUGGAGUGCUCAGCUCGUCACCAGCUACUUCGCUGCUUUCAUUAGGGGCGGCGAUCCGAACCCUAGUCUCAAGUACCUCGACGUAAGAGGAUACGACAAGGUGAUCGAGGGUGUGAAGAAGUACGGACAGUGGGGACAGGUAGAUGCAACAAGAAAGACAGGUGACGAGAUCAGAUUAUUGGACUGGCCUAGUAAGAGUGCCGGCUUCCAAGAUGUGGAGCAAUGUGACUGGCUAGGAUACCCUCUAGACUACUACCUAAAGGGUGGUAUCUGA
Alternaria postmessia is the source of this 2148-nucleotide messenger RNA. RefSeq lists its product as uncharacterized. The coding region runs from base 1 to 2148 and encodes 715 amino acids. The record is from RefSeq and is a predicted model, not a curated record. NCBI's taxonomy places the organism in Eukaryota, Fungi, Ascomycota, Dothideomycetes, Pleosporales, Pleosporaceae. The transcript has a single exon.